AUGCCUGCGACUACCGACGCUCCUGCAAAGCUGCUCAAUGCUGUCCGUCAAUCCCCGCCCUUUGGUGCCCUUCAUCAGUUGCCCUCAAUCGUAUUACGGGAGAUCCUCCGGUACCUUCACCCCUCCGACCUCCUCAAUGUAGCGCGCACGUCCAAAGCGCUUCGAAAGCUCAUGCUGAGGAGGGAGAAUGCCUAUAUCUGGAGGGAAGGGCUGAAGCACGUUAAGGGGUUGCCAGCAUGCCCAGCGUUCAUGAGCGAGCCGGCGUACGCUCACAUCAUCUUCUCCGCGACCUGCCAUGGCUGUGGCGCAGGCGACGUCCACAAUGUCAUAUGGUCGUGGUUUGUGAGAUAUUGUGAUAAGUGCCUACUAGCAAGUUCCUGCACUUAUCGGGAGAUGCAAACGGCGUCUCUCAUUCCUCAGGAUGCCCUAGUUAUCGGCGAAAUGACUUUGAAAGAGAUGUUCACCCUCAUCCAAAUCUCCAGCCCUUUGCCAAGCUACAGAUUCCAUUUGCCGCAAAUAGACAGGUUCGUCAAAGCUUGGAAGCGCACUACGACAUAUGAGGAGCGUUAUGAAUUGUGCGACGAACAGGGCGCCUUGGUCAAGGCGAUGAAGGAGCGCGCGACAGAAUGCGUAAAGUGGCUGGAAUGGGAUGAAGAGAGGAAGGAAUGCGAGCGACGAGCUGCUUUGAUUGAGCAACGGAUCUCUGACGUGAUAAAUAAGCUUCAAGCUGCCGGUUGGGAUCCGGAGAUUCGCUACAUGGAUGAUCACAAGUCUAAGGUCACUACGCUCCGCGACAUCCCCAUCGUACUGCAGACAUCGCAGCUAACAGACGAAGAAUGGCCCCUGAUCUUUGAUGCUAUCAAGCCCACACUCGAGGUGGCAAGGACGGCGCGGUUGGCGGAUGAACGACAUCUUAUGCUGAAAUCACGGACCAAUAUGCUCGACGAGGCCAUUCGGGACCAAUUCGCCACCCUACCUAGGAGUGCUCACUCGUUCGCCCGACCCUACUACAUAGAUCUCGCGUUCAAGCCGGAAUGCAGGGAGCUCAUCGAUGCGUCAGCGUCCCGCCUGAUCACGAAGGAAGACUUCUCCUUGGUCGUCCCAGGUCUCGUUGUCCACUGGGAAGAGGAAUGCAAACGUGGCUUCAAAGAGUGGAUCAAGAAUCGCCUCCCAGACACAUCUUCGCUACCCGGCAAUCCUUGGCCACGAAUGCUUGCGCCGUGGUGA
Molecule: messenger RNA, 1227 nt
Organism: Dichomitus squalens LYAD-421 SS1
Lineage: Eukaryota; Fungi; Basidiomycota; Agaricomycetes; Polyporales; Polyporaceae
Exons: 9
Coding region: 1-1227 (408 amino acids)
Molecular function (GO): protein binding
Source: RefSeq, a predicted model, not a curated record